GGCGGAGUUGGCCCUAUAUGUCCGCUGCGAAAUGAGGAAUCGUCCAAAUCGUACCCAUCGAUCAGUGCAGCCUACUGGUUGCCAGCACCGACACCGACACCGUACCAAGUGCCAGAACGCAAGCUGUUCGUCGGUAUGCUUAGCAAAAAAUAUAACGAGAACGAUGUUCGACAGCUGUUCUCGGGCCACGGCACCAUCGAGGAGUGUACGGUACUGCGUGACCCGUCCGGGCAGAGUAAAGGCUGUGCUUUCGUAACAUUCGCAACCAAACAGGCCGCGAUCGGUGCUAUUAAGGUGAGUGGCCACCUACAUCAGAGCAAGACGAUGGAAGGCUGCUCGGCACCGCUGGUGGUGAAGUUUGCCGACACGCAGAAGGAAAAGGAUGCCAAACGGAUGCAACAGAUGCAUUCGAACCUGUGGAGUAUGACCGGUAUCAAUCAGCCGAUCACACAAUCGGUAACGCCCCUGACCGCAUCCGCCCAUCCGAACCCACCGCAACAGCAGACACCGUUCCUGGCUGCCGAUGCGAUCUCCCCACCGCUAACGCUGCUACAGCAGCUGCAGGCCGUCGCCCAGCAGCAGCAUCUUCUGCAAGGUACGGCGCAAAAUGGCGUCGGUUCCAUACCCACAUCCAGUGGGACUGAUACGACCUCCGCCGCCGCAAGCCUUCUCGCUCCCAUCUCGUUGCAGAAUCUGGUAACGCUAGCCGGUAUAACGCAACCGUCGCUGCAAACUGCCGCCGCAGCAGCUGCACAGACACCGGCAACGGCCAUCAGCAAUGCAGCGACAUCUUUGUGGACUACCGGAGCUGAUACAGCCACCAGCCUGACUUCGUACGCCGCCUUACCGCAGUAUGGUGCAGCCGCAGCCACUGCAGCAGCAUUCACCCCGACGCCUUUAACCACGCCGACGCUAGCGCAAGCGGUGGCUGCCGCCGCAGGAAAGCAGAUUGAAGGACCGGAGGGUUGCAAUCUGUUCAUCUACCACCUGCCGCAGGAAUUCACCGACACCGAUCUGGCCUCAACGUUCAUGCCGUUCGGAAGCGUCGUAUCGGCGAAGGUAUUCAUCGACAAGCAGACGAACCUGUCGAAGUGCUUCGGUUUCGUGUCGUUCGACAACGUGUCCUCGGCCCAGGCAGCCAUACAGGCGAUGCACGGGUUCCAGAUCGGCACCAAGCGGCUGAAGGUACAGCUCAAACGCUCAAAGGACGCCUCGAAACCAUACUAG
Molecule: messenger RNA, 1227 nt
Organism: Anopheles marshallii
Lineage: Eukaryota; Metazoa; Arthropoda; Insecta; Diptera; Culicidae
Product: CUGBP Elav-like family member 1-A
Exons: 7
Coding region: 136-1227 (363 amino acids)
Biological process (GO): mRNA splice site recognition; regulation of alternative mRNA splicing, via spliceosome
Cellular component (GO): ribonucleoprotein complex; nucleus; cytoplasm
Molecular function (GO): mRNA 3'-UTR binding
Source: RefSeq, a predicted model, not a curated record